This is a messenger RNA of Triplophysa rosa, 8952 nucleotides long. RefSeq names its product latent-transforming growth factor beta-binding protein 4. The transcript has 40 exons. The record is from RefSeq and is a predicted model, not a curated record. NCBI's taxonomy places the organism in Eukaryota, Metazoa, Chordata, Actinopteri, Cypriniformes, Nemacheilidae. Bases 117 to 6416 code for a protein of 2099 amino acids. Gene Ontology annotation, molecular function: calcium ion binding.
ACACCGUUACAAUGAAUGAGGAACCAGUGACAUUGAUGCAAGAGUGAUUAUGUCUUUCAAUCUGAGAGCAACACAUCAAAAGUAAUUAACUGAAAAGUACCACGUUCGGAACAGCGAUGUCGGAACAGAGGAGACUGUCUUUCUGCAUAUUUGCAAGUCUAUUUAUAGCUGUUAUUUCACUCGCGAUCGCAAACUCAUCAGUCAGUGAUCAGUCAUCAUCACAUCACAUCGGUCAUAAUAAUAUAAAUUCUGCGCAAACCCGGAGCAAAGCACAGAGACAAAGACCUCAGACCAACACUACACGAAUACAAAUUGAUUUAAAAGGACCCAACGUUUGUGGCACCAGGUGUUGCCUUUCAUGGCUAGUCAACCCCAAGACCGGACAAUGCACAAAACCAAGAUGUCAUCCCCGAUGCCAUAAUAAAGCGAUUUGUCGUCGGCCGAACAUCUGUCAGUGUCGUCCUGGUUUUCACGGUCAUCGCUGUGAGCACGCUAAUGUUUCCUCAACCCCGAGCUCCUGGUUUGAAGCACAGCUUGGUCCCACCGUACUCUCAACUACAGCCACACCAGCAGUCACUGCAGUUUCCACCACCACCCACCAGAACGUCUCCAUGUUUGACUCGGACCGAGCUCCCAGAGAAGCCAACCCAGAUGUCUGGAAGUCGUAUUCAUUACAGUGGCAACCGCUCAAGUUAGAGGAGGCUCAGUCAGCCAUACUGAAGAAAGCUCUGACUAGUAAAACUGCUGGGGAGAAGAUCACAGGACUUAUACUGAAAUACAUUGAAUCAGAGCGAAGUAAACCACAGUCCUCCUCUUCUACCCAAGUCACAACAGUCUCCAGCAUAAAGACCUUCCACACACAACGGGGACAGUACACCCUCAUCUACACAGCAGUCAACGCUCAGCCGUCAUCCGGCCAACAUUCGCCCGGAGUCAUCCGCGGGGGUGCGGAGCGGAUCAAGGUUAUGUUCACCCCCACCAUCUGCAGACUGCGCUGCACGCAGGGACGCUGCACCAACUACUGUGAGCGGGGAAAUGUCACCACUAUCUACAACAGUGAGCAGGGACGACAACCGGUGCCCGGAUCUGGCUUUAGAGUUUUCGUGUGUCCUAUGUUGUGUCAGAAUGGAGGUGUGUGCAUUCAGAAGGACCAGUGUCUGUGUCCACCCAACUUCACCGGGAAGUUCUGCCACAUCCCCAUCUCUUCUGGCUCUUCCACCAAUGAUAUUGAAAAACCACCGUCAGAUGCUGCCCAUUCAGCCAAUCACCCGAUGACGUCUGAGUACAUGCUGCCAUUGCAGACUCCAGAGCAAAGCAACACCAAUGGGUCCCCCAUGGUGAAGGUAAGAGUCCAGCACCCUCCAGAGGCCAGUGUUAAAAUCCACCAGGUGUUAAAGGUGGGUUACGGACCCACCGUGCACCAGCAGUCCGAAAUGGUCACCUGGUCCGCAGGGCUUUCGGGUGCUCGCACGCACCAUCUUCCAGGGGAGAGAGCAGAGGCCCCGCCCCCACAGAUACAAGCCCAGACCAUACGUGGAGAUUCAGUGUACACCGAAUCAUCUGGAUUUAAAUACUGCUUCAGAGAAAUCCGCAAUGGACAGUGCAGUUCUCCUCUGCCCGGUCUGCGGAGUCAAGAGAUGUGCUGCCGGGGGUUCGGGAAAGCCUGGGGUAUCAACGAAUGCACGCUCUGCCCAACAGGCUCAGGAAACAGUGUGAAUGGACAGGGGAGUUGCCCGAAAGGCUUUGAGAGGGUCAACGGGACGCAGUGUGUGGAUAUUAAUGAGUGUUUGCAGCCUGGUUUCUGUGAGAAUGGGAAUUGUGUUAACACCCGGGGGAGCUACAGUUGUGUCUGCAAAGAGGGCUUCUUAUUGGACGCCUCUCAAGGGAUCUGCAUCUCACAGAAGGUGAUCUCUGAGGAGAAGGACCAGUGUUUCCGCAUCGUAAAUCAGGGUUCCUGUUCGCUACCCAUCCUGAGGAACAUCACCAAGCAAAUCUGCUGCUGCAGUCGAGUUGGCAAAGCCUGGGGGAAGAAGUGUGAGUUAUGUCCUUACUUUGGCUCAGCUGCUUUCAAAGAGAUCUGUCCUGCAGGACCAGGUUACCAUUAUUCUGCUUCAGCCGUCAAGUUAAACCAGAAGCUAGCUGAGAUGCUCAACACUGGUGGGCCGCCUUUGGUCUCCGAGAACGUUCGAACAUCCACUCUAAACAUCGGACUCCAACCUGCGGUCCCUGAAAGCUCAAGAACACACACAAAUGCACAGUCCACCAGAACCCAGCAACCUCCACAACUGUCCAACACACAAACCAUUAGAGUCCAACAACCAGUGAUCGCUCAGUCAAGACCAGUCCAACCUCCACAAUCCACUUCAGUUAUUGUACAAACGCCACCAAAACCAAACCUGUCGACAGGAAGCGGGUCUCAAACCACUAAUGCCAGACCUCAGCAGCCCAACCUCGGUCCUGGCAGCGUCGCCACGGCAACCAGCCAGCCAACUAGAGUGAUCACACCUGUUGUCCGGACGUACACAAGCCGACCAUCUGUUAACAGGCAGCCGAUAUAUCCAGCCAGACCACUUCCUGUGCCAGCUACGCCCCGCCCACUUCCACCUAGACAAGGCGUGCGAGUGUGUGAAUCGAGACCUCAGGUGUGUGGACAGGGUCGCUGCGUUGACCAGCCAGGUGGCAGACACACAUGUUUGUGCAAUACUGGAUACAUAUUCAAUGCACAGCAAGGUCAUUGCCAAGAUAUAAACGAGUGCCUGUUGACACCCAGGCCAUGUUCUGCAGGACAGUGUCAGAACACAGAUGGGAGUUUCCGUUGCGUGUGUCCGUCAGGAUACCAGACCAAAACCCAGCAGACCCAGUGCAUUGAUGUUGAUGAGUGCCGUCAGGUGCCUAACCCCUGUAAUAAUGGCCGCUGUGAGAACACACUUGGCAGCUUCAGGUGUGUGUGCAGAAUUGGAUACAAGCUACAGGAAAACAUCUGCACAGACAUAGAUGAGUGUGUUGAUCCUCUACGGUGCUCUGGUCAGGAAUGUGCGAACACUCCGGGUUCAUUCAGGUGUAUUUCCUGUAAGCCUGGCUUUGAUCUACUCAACGGACAGUGUUCAGAUAUCGACGAGUGUCGUCGGACCCCGUCCCCCUGCGCUGACGGCCGUUGUGAGAACACACCGGGCAGCUACAGGUGCUCGUGUCGAACAGGAUACAAGUUCCAGGCCAACACAUGUGUGGAUGUGGAUGAGUGUCAGGACUCAUUACAGUGUCCUGGUCAGGAGUGUGUGAACUCUCAGGGUUCGUACAGGUGUGUGUCGUGCAGACCUGGCUUCGGUCCCAUCAAUGGAAGAUGUUCAGAUAUUGAUGAAUGCCGUCAGACACCUUCUCCUUGUUCUAACGGUCUGUGCGAGAACACACCUGGCAGUUUCAGGUGUACGUGCAGGACAGGAUUCAGACAGCAGGGCGGCACAUGCAUCGAUGUGAAUGAGUGUGAAGAUCCAGCUCAAUGUCCUGGUCAGGAGUGUGUUAACACUCUGGGUUCCUAUAGAUGUGUCUCCUGCAGGCCUGGAUUUAGCCUGAGAAACGGCGCAUGUGCAGAUAUCGACGAGUGCCGUCAGACUCCUUCACUGUGUGUUGACGGAAGAUGUGAGAACACUGCAGGUAGCUACAGCUGUCUGUGUCGGCCUGGCUUCAGAUUGGAUGGAAAUAUCUGCAGAGAUGUGAACGAGUGUGAGAAUGAACUUCAGUGCCCAGGGAAACACUGUGUGAACUCGGUUGGCUCCUUCAGUUGCGUGUCCUGCCAGCCGGGCUUCGAGGUUCUGAAUAGCCAAUGUCAAGACGUAGAUGAAUGCGUCCGAAAUCCCUCGCGCUGCACUAACGGCCAGUGUAAGAAUACUCCGGGCAGCUAUAGAUGCGUUUGCUCUCUUGGUUUCCAGCUAAAGGAAGGCGCCUGCGCUGACAUUGACGAAUGUUUGGACCCACUGCAGUGUCCCGGUCAGCAAUGCCUGAAUUCUCCGGGCUCGUACCGCUGUGUUCCCUGCAGAGACGGGUACAGCAUGCAGAACGGACGCUGUGCAGACGUUGAUGAAUGUGCGAGCGCUCAGAUGUGUGGACCACAGAGCUUGUGUGUGAAUACAGACGGGUCUUAUCACUGCGACUGCCUACCAGGAUACAGAGCAGCUGGUCCCAGACGCCAAUGCCGAGACAUUAAUGAGUGUCUGGAAGGAGAUUUCUGCUUUCCAAGCGGAGAGUGUGUGAAUACAGAUGGCUCGUAUAAGUGCGUUUGCGCGCAGGGCUACAAGAGCGGCGUCAACGGGACGUCCUGCCAAGAUAUUGAUGAGUGUGCACGAGAGGGAGUUUGCCAGGACGGCCGCUGCACCAAUACAGAGGGAUCAUUCCUGUGCCACUGCCAAACUGGCUUCACCACUAACCCAGAGAGAACAACCUGCCUGGAUGUGAAUGAGUGUUUGGACUCCGAGGGGGCCGUGUGUGGAUCCCAGCGCUGUGAGAACACCAUCGGCUCUUUCCACUGUGUGUCGUCCUGUGAGCCUGGAUACCACAUCACAGUCAUAGGAGAGUGUGUGGAUAUCAAUGAGUGUGCCAAUGCGACUGUGUGUGGGAAAAACUCCUACUGUCAGAAUCUGAUUGGCACAUAUCAGUGCAUCUGCGACCGGGGCUAUGAGUCCACGGGCGAUGGGCAGGCAUGUGUCGACAUAAAUGAGUGUGAGAUAAUGGAGGGUGUGUGCGGAUUUGCGCGCUGCUGGAAUGUGGAGGGAAGUUUCACAUGCGAGUGUGAGAAUGCACAGGAGGAAUAUAUGCCACUAGUACAGCGGUGUGUGAAGAGAGCGAGUGCAGCAGGUAGUUCUGGACUGAUGGACGGAGAUUCCUCUUCCACAGCUGUGCACGGAUCAGUUGAUUCUGGUUCAGAGUCCGGUUCUCUUCCUCAAGCUCGUCCUGGAGAGCUGAGAGAGUGUUACUUCGGCAUCUCUGAGCCCUACUCGUGCAAGAUAUUGACUCAGAACACCACGCUGCAAGAGUGCUGCUGUACGGUGGGCCAGGGCUGGGGUCUCCUCUGCCAGUAUGACAUCUGCCCUGAACCUGGAACAGCGGAAUACCAGUCGCUGUGUCCCAACGGAAGGGGUUAUGUUACCGUGGAAACGGGACCUUUCAGCUAUAAAGAUGUGGAUGAAUGUAAGCUGUUUGAUCCAGAGGUGUGUAAGGGCGGCGUGUGUGUCAACCACAUUCCUGGCUACGCAUGUUACUGCCCCAGUGGAUUCUACUAUGACAUGGAGCUGAUGGAGUGUAUCGAUAAUGACGAAUGUCAAAGUGAAGAUUCCUGUCCUGGUGGCAUGUGUGUAAAUACAUUAGGCACAUUUUACUGUAUGUGUGAGCCCCCUCUAGUGCUGGAUGACACACAGCGCAGCUGCGUCAAUGCAAGUGACCUUACUCGGGGUGAGAACUUAAAUUUCUGUUGGCGUCAUGUGACGGCGAGUCUGGUGUGUCAGAGCCCUCUGCUGGCAGUUCAGCUGACCUUCACUCAGUGCUGUUGUUUGUAUGGUGAGGCGUGGGGUCUGCAGUGCGCCCUCUGUCCCCGCAGAGAUGAAGAAGCCCAUGAGGCUUUGUGUAAUGAGCUGGGUCCUCCUCCGUAUUCUCCACGUUAUUAUGAGCGCUUCGGCCCGCUCCCUCCGCCUGUAAGAGAAGAAUACCUCCCACCUUACGGCCCACCUGAGUUUCCCGAACCUCUGCCAGGGCGUCCGGAGUACCUCCCUACUGAUUAUGAUGACUACAGCCCUGUAGGGGCAGGGGGGAGACUGUCCGGGCUGAGAGAAAGACCACCCACUUCAUAUGGACUCCCAGAUUCCCCCUAUAGACAGCCAUCGACGGGUGGAAGUCGUUAUUAUGAGGAAGACGAUUAUGAAACCGCCCCUGGUCCUCCCUUUGGGAUCCCCGAUCCUCGCAACGAGCGGGCAUUCGAUGCACGACCCCUGCCAGCCCGCCCAGACGGGCGCCCGCUGAGCCUGGCCCCCUUCCCUGAAAACUCCCCCUACAGUGAGGGUGAAGGGGGGGAGUCAUGGAGAGUCCCGCCCCCAUUCCCAAUCUUCCCUGACAGACGGGAGGGACCGCGGAGAAUCUAUGACGGGAGAUAUGAACCAUAUGGAAGUCUGAGUUCAGAGGAAUGUGGUAUCCUUCAGGGGUGUGAGAACGGCCGCUGUAUCCGUGUGGAUGAAGGAUACACCUGUGAUUGUUACGAUGGUUACCAUCUUGACAUCACCACCAUGACUUGCAUAGAUGUGGAUGAGUGCGAGGAAGAAGACACAAUAGACUGUAUUAACGGUCGCUGUGUGAACACGGAAGGCUCCUACAGGUGCGUGUGUCUCAGGGGAUUCAUCAUGUCCCGAAGACCCAACCACUGCAUCCCUGCUUGAGCGAACACACACACAAACCCGUCACGUAAACCGGACUGCCAAUCAUCUGACAGUUUAUAGAUUAGACUAUUCAUCAGGUCAAUAGAAUUUUUUUCUCUGCAUUGCUGUAAAUUGUUACUUUAUUUACAAUGUUUAUAUCAUAAGACUUAAUACCAAAUCUUUACACAUUAUAACACACAUGAAAGACUUGGAUACUGUCGGAAAGUGAUGUGGCUUUAAAUAAACCUGUUAAAGUUUGGUUACGUUUGUUCAGAAUUAGGCUACAGUAGAUAAGCUUAAAUGACUAAGGCCCCGUUUACACUGCAGUUCUUGAUGCCCAAUUCCGUUUUUGUGACUAUAUCAGAUUUAUUUGACGACCCGUUUACACCUUAUUUUCAAAGUGACCUGUAUCCGAUAUCUGCAUUUACACUAUACUCAGCGAAACAUCCCAAGUUAGAAGUACUAACCGGUAAAAAGAAGAAACGUCAUUUGCCACGUCACUGAUUUUUAAAUAGACUGCAGAACUAUUAUCACGGGCAAAGAAAUGACUGAAAUGAUUUUUUUUAGUCAAAUUUGUAUUUAACAUUAUUAAAUCAGUUGUUUGGCAAAUGGUUCCUUUAGUAAAUAAAUAUGUUAUACCAGCAAUAUGUCCAAAUAUAAUGUGGUAAUAGUUUGCAUACUGUAUGUCAACGUGCACAAGAGAGUACCGGAACCUUUUUUCCCCACUUCAAGCACUGGCCCUUUUCAUACAGAGAUUUUGGAAAAUGCAGGCGUAAUAUGUGCCGGGAUUUGUUCCUCUGUGUGCAUAUACACAUAAAGAAACGUGAUGUUAUGCUACUGUAAUGUAAUGUUAUAUUUUUUAAUCGUGAACGUAGCUGUCACUGUAAAGGAAUUUCCCUUGCGGUGUUUUAGGUGGCUCAAUAGCGCGGUUUGGUUUUAUUACAACUUUUCUUCUAUUAUUAGUGCCAAAUACUAAAUAAGCUCUGUUGAUGGGUUAUUAUUAUGUAGCAUUUGUUGUUUAUUAAAUGUUUAAUUAAAUCAUUUUUAUUAAUUUAUUGGUAAAUGCAGAACAACGACCAACAAUAAGAACAAAAGGUUCUCCUUUAAUGAGAGAAGGAUUAGCCUCAGUCAGCCAGCUUAUGCUACAUAUAAGAUAAUAUAAAUAUUAAAAUAAAUAAAAGCAAAUUGUUUAUGCGUCUGUAGUGCAAAUUAAAACGGAACGCAGCAGAGUUCUAACCAAGUACACAUGAGUAUUUGCAACUACAAUAUAAAAUGCACAGGAGGGCACUUUUCAGUUAUAUGACGUACAAACAAUGUGAGCUCAAAAAUGACUUUAAAAAAAUGAUGUUUUUUUAAACAAAGUUUGAGAAAGUUUUUUAUUAUUUAGAUUAUUUGAACAAGCUCUUGCAGACCGAACAAAAAACCCGUCAAUAAAGCAGACUGCACAUGAUAUUACAAAGACCAUAAAUAAACACUUGUAUGUACAAUACAUAUAGGCUACAAUGUUUUUAUUAAGGAAAAAAUAGGUAAAUGCUCGGGCAAGUGUUUAUCCUGUUAAAAGUUAAGUGGGUAUCUGCAGAGAAACUCGAGCUUCCCCGCUACGUGGAACAGCAAAUCUUCAUCAUGUUUAUUGAGGCAAUUUGUAUUUUUAUGAAUUUAGAGUAAUUUUGAGGAAUUUCAAACUUUAAAACUGCAUUUAAGCAGACAGCGCUAUUUUCUCGUCUUGAGUUUCAGUUUGGUGAUAGGGUGUAUCAUGCAUGCAUGCAUGAUUUAGCUAAAUACAAUUUUUUUUAAUUUUCAAAUAAUUGGCGAACUCGCUUAACUUAACAAUAUGGCAAUUUUCCGGGAUCAUCUCUGUCUGAAAGGCAUUAAUGAUAUACGACUCGCAUUGACGGGUGAAUAUCCGAUCUGCCUGUUUACAUGACAGUCACAUUGGCACAUAUCUGAUUUAUUUCCACAUAUGAAUGAGGCCUGAAACUGAUCUCGAAAUAUCCGAAUGCAUGCGCUUUUUUCCUGUUUACACUAUCGUGGGUCAUAUCCGAUCUGUGUCACAUUGGAGGAAAAAAAUCGGAAUUGGGUCACAUUUAACUGACAGUGUUAACGGGGCCUUAGAUAAAGAUGAAAUCACAUCAAGCAAAAGCGCUUUUGAAAUCUAAAUUCUGUACGGUUUACUCCAAUUUUAAUAUUUAUAUACCCAUAUCAAUGAAGGCAAUUUCAUGUAUACUCUAUAAAUAUUUUUACAGUACAUGAUUUUAUAUUUUUGUCUUGUAACUUUGGUGUCUGAGAAUCUUCCUGUGUUAUUAUUUGUUACUGUAAACGUUUUCCGCCAUUUGUUUACUUUAAAUAGUCUUCUGCCUCACCACAAAUCUUAUUUCAUGUAACAGAAUGCACUGUAUUUGUGGGGGAAAUGCAGUUGUGUGAGCUUUCACGCAACUACUAUUGUACAUUUUUUUUAACAAGACGUCUUAGAUGUUUGUUACAGUACAUAUUUUUAUGUAUGUUUUUGAUAUCUUCUACUGUAUGUUUGAAAAAAUAUAUUUGCACACAUUCUAUUGUA